AUGGGGAAUCUGCUCAUCAUCCUGGCCACCAUCUCUGACUCCCACCUCCACACCCCCAUCUACUUUUUCCUCUCUAAUCUGUCUUUUGCAGAUAUGUGCUUCACAUCCACCACUGUCUCAAAGAUGUUGGUGAACAUCCAGACAGGAACCAAAAUCAUAACCUAUGAAGUCUGCCACAGCCAGAUGUAUUUUCCUAUGCUUUUUUCAGUAUUAGACAACUUCCUCCUGGCUGUGAUGGCCUAUGAGUGCUUUGUGGCCAUAUGUCACACCCUGCACUACACGGUCAUCAUGAGCCCCAAGCUCUGUGGUCUCCUGCUGCUGGCAUCCUGGUUACUGAGUGUUCUGGUCUCUCUUUUACAUGACUUAAUGAUUUUGUGUUUGUCUUUUUGUAGAGAGUUGGAAACCUCCCACUUUUUCUGUGAGUUUUCUCAGGUAGUCCAACUUGUUUGUUCUGACACCUUCCUCAAUGACCUAGGGGUUUAUUUGGCUACACAGUUACAGUGUGUUAUUCCACUCACUGGGAUCCUUUCCUCAUACUCUAAGACUGUGUCCUCUCUGUUGAGGAUUUCAACAGUGGGAGGCAAGUAUGAAGCAUUUUCCACUUGUGUGUUUCACCUCUCAGUAGUGUCCCUGUUUUAUGGUACAUCAUUUGGAGUGUAUCUUAGUUCUGCUGCUACCCAAAACUCAAGGGCAAGUGCAGUAGCCUCAGUGAUGUACACGGUGGUCACUUCUAUGCUGAACCCCUUUAUCUAUAGUCUUAGAAACAAGGACCUAAAUCAUGCCUUAUAA
Choloepus didactylus (southern two-toed sloth) is the source of this 789-nucleotide messenger RNA. RefSeq names its product olfactory receptor 7A10-like. Gene Ontology annotation, molecular function: G protein-coupled receptor activity; olfactory receptor activity. Gene Ontology annotation, cellular component: membrane. The coding region runs from base 1 to 789 and encodes 262 amino acids. The transcript is spliced from 3 exons. Lineage: Eukaryota; Metazoa; Chordata; Mammalia; Pilosa; Megalonychidae. Gene Ontology annotation, biological process: G protein-coupled receptor signaling pathway. The record is from RefSeq and is a predicted model, not a curated record.